CAACGCAAGUAUGUUGCCUAAAGUCUUUUCACCUUGCUGCCAGCUGGACGGAAUUUAAUUAUUUUGUCCUGAUUGAGAGCUACCUUCAACCUGCCACUGGGCCCAUACUUAAGCAGAGUAUAGCGAGAUCAACGGUAACAGAAAAACACAUCUGGUUCUUUAAUAUCUGCGUUCAGCACGGGAUUGUUAGGGAUCGGACAUUCUCUCUCUCAACCUGCCAGUUACGCCCCGCAUCCCAGACCGACGGGCGUGCCAGAGAAGAAGUGGCCGGCAAGAUAACGCCAGUGCGUGCUAUCGAACUGCUGCGGUACGCAGUCCUGAAGAGCGACGAAGACUGAACGUUGAGAGUGGACAUUAAAAUAAAGACUGCCAUUCUCUAUAUUAUCGAACGCGUGCGUGGUUGACUCCUCUACGAACGCACUGGUACGGAUUCAAAUGCAGACUUGGUGUCCGAAAUGUAACUCCUACUUCGCUGUUUGAGGAUGCUGCAUUUAGUUAAUUAUUCAUAACUGUUGUUUGUUUUAUACUGAGAUCUUUUCGAUCGGGAUUAUAAUAUUUGAGAUUUACGAUUUGAAUGACGGACAUAACUGUUUUCAAGAGGAGAAGACCGUCUCCGUUGAUGGUGAGCGGAACCAGGCGUUUUACCGAUUCUGACGCUCGCUGGACAUCUUGUCUUUGUACGGGACUAGCACGGGCCGCUCUCCUGUUGCUGAAUCCGGUGUGUAGCCUACUUCUGUGGUGCAACUGGGCAUGACAACAUGAAUUGGACAUCUAUGUAAAUAAACGCAUCAACAACUGGAGACGUGUCGCUUGAUCUCAACUGAACAAAAAGCUCUUGGUAUGGCUGAGAGGUCCUUGGAGCAGGGGUCGGUCUCCAUCCCUAUGGAAGAGACCAAGCGGACAGGGGGAGGCCCUCCGGACGCUGCUCUGCUAACCCACCUGAAGAAGGUGGAGAAUCACAUCACAGAGGCGCAGAGGUUCUCUCACCUGCCCCGGCGCUCAACAGUCGACCUGGAAUUCACCGAGCUCUCCUAUACCAUUCACGAGGGCCCCUGCUGGAGGAGGAGAGGUUGUAAGGCCCUUCUGAAGUGCCUGUCUGGGAAGUUUUGCAGUCGAGAGCUUAUUGGGAUAAUGGGACCAUCAGGCGCAGGCAAGUCCACCCUGAUGAACAUCCUGGCUGGGUACAGAGAGACAGGCAUGGAAGGUCAGAUCUUGGUAAACGGGCGACCUCGUGACCUGCGGACCUUUAGGAAGAUGUCCUGCUACAUCAUGCAAGAUGACAUGCUGCUGCCACACCUCACCACGCGGGAGGCCAUGAUGGUGUCAGCUAAUCUUAAGCUGAACGAGAACAUGGAAGUAAAGAAGGAACUGGUAAAUGAGAUCCUCACAGCUCUAGGCUUACAGGAGUGUGUGCACACUCGCACACACUCUCUCUCGGGAGGCCAGUGCAAGCGUCUGGCCAUCGCUCUGGAGCUGGUUAACAACCCGCCCGUCAUGUUCUUCGAUGAGCCCACCAGUGGUCUAGACAGUGCUUCCUGUUUCCAGGUGGUCUCUCUAAUGAAGUCUCUUGCUCAGGGUGGAAGAACCAUCAUCUGUACCAUCCACCAGCCUAGUGCUAAACUAUUUGAGAUGUUUGACAAGCUGUACAUUCUGAGCCAGGGCCAGUGCAUAUAUAAGGGCACGGUUCCAUACCUCAUCCCCUACCUGAAGAACCUGGGCCUCCACUGCCCCACCUACCACAACCCUGCCGACUUCAUAAUUGAGGUGGCAUCGGGAGAAUACGGCGAUCUGAACCCCGUGCUGUUCGAGGCCGUGCAGGGCGGCUUGUGCUCGGACGGCAGCAAGAAGAACUCCAGCGACAAGAGCGACUCCACGUCGUCCUGCCCCACCCAGUGUAACAACGAGUCGGGAUAUAUUGAGAAACACACCUUCGCCACCAGCACCCUCACCCAGUUCUGCAUUCUCUUCAAAAGAACCUUUAUCACUAUAUGCAGAGAUAUGGUACUGACCCACCUCAGGGUGAUGUCACACCUGUGUAUUGGAGUCCUCAUUGGCCUGCUCUACUUGAAUAUCGGAAAUGAUGCCAGCAAAGUGUUCAACAACACUGGCUUCCUCUUCUUCUCCAUGCUCUUUCUCAUGUUUGCAGCACUUAUGCCCACUGUCCUGACAUUUCCCCUGGAGAUGUCAGUGUUUAUAAGGGAACAUCUUAACUACUGGUACAGUUUGAAGGCGUACUACCUGGCCAAGACCAUGGCUGACAUUCCAUUCCAGGUCAUAUGUCCCAUCAUGUAUUGCAGUAUAGUGUACUGGAUGACAGAGCAGCCCCCUGAAGCUGGCAGGUACCUUCUCUUCAUGGCUUUAUCCACCUCCACAGCCCUGGUGGCCCAAUCACUGGGGCUCCUCAUUGGAGCAGCCUCCACCUCCCUACAGGUAGCCACAUUUGUCGGCCCGGUCACAGCCAUUCCGGUCCUGCUCUUCUCAGGCUUCUUCGUCAACUUUGACACCAUACCCAAAUACCUACAGUGGAGCUCCUACGUCUCCUAUGUCAGGUAUGGUUUCGAGGGCGUCAUCCUGUCUAUUUACGGUAUGAACCGCUCGGAACUGGAGUGCCCAGGUGUCGUAUGUAAGUUCCAGAAGCCCGAGGAGGUGCUGCAGCUACUGGACGUGGAGGACGCCAAGCUCUAUGUGGACUUCAUGGUCCUGGGGGUCUUCUUCCUGACCCUCCGGCUUGCCACCUACCUAGUACUCCGAUACAAAGUCAAGUCGGAACGCUGAGGAUUCGGAGUCAGCCAGCACGCUUUGUUCCGACCACCAUACUUGCUUUCCUUUGCACACCAAUCACAUAAUUACCUCGCAGAGGUGAACCAGAGCAAUGACCUCUGUCCUUUGAAACCAAUGCAACCCGAUUUUGAGUUGUUUGAGUUGUUUGAGCAACAUUCUUAUUCCUCUUAGGUUGAAGAACUUGAGUUCCUUUUAAGUGUAUGCUUCGCCACUCUCCUGACGUAAGAGACAUUAGGGGGUCAGUUGAGGCUGUGCCUGUUUAAAUGAACUGUUGCUUUUUCAUCAGACUCUUUCCAUGCAGUGUUGUUUUUUAGAUGCAUUGUAAAAUGAUGUCCAAAUUCUUACUGUAACAAAGAAGCAUGAUGGAUCAGAGUGAAACUCAGUGGAGCUGGAGGUACAACGUACCUGUCCCACUAGUCAAUCUCUCACUCACUCCAUGCACUGCAGUCUAAACUGUCCUAAAGUCAACAGCCUUUUCUACGGGUCACUUCAGUAUUCGAGUGACUGUUCUCAAUCCACUCUGAAUGCAGCUUAGUUUCCAGAUGGCACUUUUUCCUGAUUUUACACAAGCAGACCCAGCUGCCCUGUAUUGUAACUAUACUGUCCUGCUCCAGAUAUGGGGGACAGUGAGAGUCUAACCAGCAUGUCUACAGUCCCAUGCUUGUCUGUUCUCCAGCGGAGUCUUUCCAGCGUUCCCAGAACUAGCCACGAUGUUUGAUUGUGCACCACAUUUCUCACCUUGACUUACUCUGACGACAUCUAACACACCAAUAGCCACUUCUGGGCAAGGGACCCACAAUCAGUUUUUCUCCCAGUCUACAUGUGAUAUAUGUAACUAAAGCAAGUGUGUUUGAUGUGAACUGCCUGUAAUCUUUUCAUCCAGUCAGGGACAAACUGGGAAGAGGGAUCCUGGAUAAACUCUUUAGCUGUUCACAGCUCCAUCUGUCUCAUGGAUAAACCCCCUCUAAUUAUUUUUGCCUGACACUCUUAGGUGUGAAGGAUAUUGUGGAAUCUUGCAUUUUUUAAAAACGUUUCCUUGUGUUUAUCUGGAUGGCUCGGCUGCACCAUGUGAUGCAAUUUUUAGUAUGCAACACUGGCUGACUGGCUUUCGUAUGAUUGCAGGAAUACAAUUAAGAAUUUUACAAUACAGUGCAUCAAAUUCUGUACACAACUUUUUCUUGAAUUCAGGAACAUGAAAGUCAGUCAGUCAUCCAAAAUGUGGAGAAUAACUACUGUCUGCUGAGCUUUCCUUUCCAGACGCAGGGAAGGAACUAACCAAACGCUUCCUCUGGUGGGCGAGUCAGUAUGGGUUCAUCUGGGGUCAGGACUCCUUCUAGUUCUAUAUCUCUCUGAUUCACUUGAGACUGUUCAAGGCUCCUCCCGCUUAAGGUGGAGUUCAUGCAAUCCAGUCAUGUGUCAUUUUUUGUCUGUCAGCUCCACUGUUGGGGCAAACCCGGGCUGUCAGGAACAUUGUGUCUGUUACCAGUUGCCCUGCAAAAUGCUGGAUGGACAGUUCGUGCCUCCUUAACAGUGUGGAUUGUUGCAAACCCCUCAAUGGACAUACACUGCCUAUUAUGAGCACGUACACUACACACGUCUAAUUGUUUUCACGUUAGUCAGCCUCUGAAAUGCUGCAGUGCAAUGGUGACGUCUUACCAGAUGAUGGACUUAAUGCUAUUCUGAAAACCUUUUUUUUUAAAUUCCUGUUUCGUGAUAUGUCUGCUCAUAUGCUGAAUUAUUAUAACCCAACUAUAUACACUACAAAAAUAGAUGUGCAAUGCUGUAACUGCAAAUAACCUUUUUUUAGAUUGGUUUGUAUUUAGUUUUACUUUUAUAUGAAUUUGAUGUGCAAUGCGUGUGAUGUGUAAAUGUAACUGGCAUGGUGAAUAUGGACUCAAAAAAGUUGCGUAGGAAUUCAUGUUACUCUUGAAUUAUAUUCAGAGUAUAUACUUCUUCAAGCCUUAUUUCUUUUCCAGGCUACUUUUGCUGUUUUGUUUUAGUUUUAUCCUAAUCAUGCAAAAAUGACA
This is a messenger RNA of Electrophorus electricus (electric eel), 4808 nucleotides long. It is a transcript of the gene abcg4a, whose product is annotated as ATP-binding cassette, sub-family G (WHITE), member 4a. Lineage: Eukaryota; Metazoa; Chordata; Actinopteri; Gymnotiformes; Gymnotidae. The record is from RefSeq and is a predicted model, not a curated record. Gene Ontology annotation, molecular function: ATP hydrolysis activity; ATP binding; ABC-type sterol transporter activity. Gene Ontology annotation, biological process: cholesterol efflux; transmembrane transport; cholesterol homeostasis. Gene Ontology annotation, cellular component: plasma membrane.